Molecule: messenger RNA, 1063 nt
Organism: Daldinia vernicosa
Lineage: Eukaryota; Fungi; Ascomycota; Sordariomycetes; Xylariales; Hypoxylaceae
Exons: 1
Coding region: 429-980 (183 amino acids)
Source: RefSeq, a predicted model, not a curated record
UAAUAAUCUAAAGGGUCCCUCCCCCCUGUCUUGGUUUAUAAACCCGACAGCAUCAGCCCAAUUGUUCCUUACAUUUUCAACCUCAUUUAGGAACGUCGUAUUUCACACCGAUUAUCCCGCAUUCUUUUCUUAGAAACUCCUAGAAACUCGAAUACUUGUGCUAUCGUCUGUAAAAAGGAGACGACGUUGCAAUUGUGAUCGUCAGAUCGACAGGACGCCAGAACAUUUACACGGAAGCUGGCCCGUCGUUCACGCUCCGAGACGAAAAUCCACCAAGUCCACUUACAUCCGGCACUAUCCCACCGCCGAUCGAUUGGUAACUCGACAGCUCAACUCGUGUUCCAUUCCUCCAUUUCCCCAUUCCCGCCAAUUUGGGCACACCCUCAAUUCAAUGCAGCUCGCCGUUAGACACAUAAUACGUAUUAAACAUGUUCUAUCGCGACAUCAACAUGCAUUACACAGAUGAGCCGAUGGAAUCGGGACCUGAUUCGGUUUCGUAUCACAAUAUGGACUUCGCUAUGCAUAAGUACCUCUUAUUGCAGAACCAGCACGAAGAGCUUCGGCAACAUAUGCAUGAUCUCUGUCCUUCAUAUACGACGACGUCUUCUACUGCAGUUACUUCGCCUUCGGUCUCGCCCACCCGGGCAUUUAUUGGUAGCCCGCUCUUUAAGCUCUCUCCUUCGCCCUCACGGAACCAUCGAAGAUCAUCGUUAUCGUCUAAUAGGAGCUCAGGAUACCGAGGCUCGCAGACUCAGCUAGAACCGGUGCUAGACGAAUCGCUGAUCGAGGAGAUGGCGGCAGGUGAACAGAAGCUCUUCGACGUGAACGAAGGCCUCAAGAGGGCCCUGACGGAGCUGCUUAACUGCGAGACGGUACGGAAAGACCAAGAAAUGAGAACCUGGGUGCAGACGCGAUUAAUGGACACGGAGAGAGAGCUGCGUAGCGGACGAAGGCGGCGGAGCCACAGUGGUUCCGACUAAGUGGGCGAAGAAGGAAAAGGGCUUAAGGGAUGGGAGUGAAGUGUGGAAAAGUUGGUUAAUUUUAAGUUGGGAAGGAAAAGAAA